Messenger RNA from Drosophila takahashii, 2308 nucleotides. It is a transcript of the gene ReepA, whose product is annotated as Receptor expression enhancing protein A. Gene Ontology annotation, cellular component: endoplasmic reticulum membrane; cytoplasmic microtubule. Gene Ontology annotation, molecular function: microtubule binding. NCBI's taxonomy places the organism in Eukaryota, Metazoa, Arthropoda, Insecta, Diptera, Drosophilidae. The record is from RefSeq and is a predicted model, not a curated record.
CUCCGCCGGCAGUCUCUGCUCGGCGUUCUAGCGGCCAGGAACGAUCUGCGAUCCGCGCUGCGGGCAAUGCAUCCCCGUUGCCAUGAGGCCCAUCUAUCAGCAGGAGCAGCCGCUCUUCUACCAGCGGCCAGCUAAUCUCCGACGCCUACGUCAUCCGCCGGGCACCGCCGUCUACGGACGCAGCUAUUCGCUCGAGGAUCAGCCGGAGGAGGAUGUGAUCCCGGUCUAUCCAAAGUUUAUUUACGCCCCACAGCAGCAGUCGCAUCAGCAGCAAAGGGCUCAAUAUCCGCUGUAUCAGCUGGGCGAUUCACUGAGCUCGCUGGACAGUGAUUACCCGGGCGAUGAGUACAGUGGAGCCUACAUAGUGGAAGAAAGGGUAGCGGCUCCCACUCCGAAAGUAGUCCAGAAUCUCAAUGCCCUGGGGCGACUGUUAGAGCUCCUGCAGCGCUGUCCUCUGCCAUGUCUCUCCUUCAACACGGCCUGCAUCUGCUCGCUGAUUGUCAUUUUCCUAGCGCCGCGUACUUGUGCCCAGAGUUUACUGUUUCCCGCUUUCAGAUUGUUCUGCGGCACCCUGUACCCGGCCUAUGCCUCUUAUAAGGCCGUCAGGACCAAGGAUGUCAAGGAAUAUGUUAAAUGGAUGAUGUACUGGAUUGUCUUUGCAUUUUUCACCUGCAUUGAAACAUUCACGGACAUCUUCAUCUCCUGGCUUCCGUUCUACUACGAGGUGAAGGUGGCCCUGGUCUUCUGGCUCCUCUCGCCGGCCACAAAGGGCAGUUCAACGCUGUACCGCAAAUUCGUGCAUCCCAUGUUGACGCGCCACGAACAGGAGAUCGACGAGUAUGUGAAUCAGGCCAAAGAGCGGGGCUAUUCGGCGGUCCUGCAGCUGGGCUCCAAGGGAGUGAACUAUGCCACCAAUGUGCUCAUGCAGACGGCCAUCAAGGGCGGUGGAAAUCUGGUGCAGACGAUCAAGCGGAGCUAUAGCCUCAGCGAUCUCAGUGAGCCGGAUAUGCAUCGCACCCAGGACGAGCUGGACGCGGUGAUGAUGUCUUCGAUGGCCUCGUCGGCGGUGGUCAUGCGUUCGCCCUCCACGGGCGCUCGCCUCCUGAGGCCAAGGAAUCAGACGCCCGUGGGCAGAAGCGGCAGUGGAACACGCCACUCCACGGGCAUGUAUUUCACGGAGGUGGAUGUGACCGCCAAGAAUGCGGGCGAUUUCAACUACAACAUUCGCAGCCAGGAUGACAUCAGCUCCGGCUACUCGAGUGCCGAACCCGUGAGCGGUCUCAGUCGCACCUCCUCCAUGACGAAUGCUUCCAAGGGUCGGGCCAAGUCCAAACGCAAUGAGUUGCUGGAGGAGAUGAGGGACGAGGUCUACUUAGACAACCAGCUGUACUUUCAAGGUGUGCGAGGGGAGAAUUCGGUUCCAGCGGUCCAGGAACUGAAGAUUGUGGAGAGUUUUGAAAGAAUCCCAUUUGAGGAGGAGGUGGAGAGGGAGGAGGAGGAUAAAGACAUCGCGGAAGAUGAGGACUUUUUCGAGGCCUUGCCUUUAAUAGAGGAGGACUUAAAUGAAGAGGAAGUAGGGAAGCGAAACCAAGAUCCACUAAAGAAUUUUAUUCAAGAGGAGGAGUUUGAAGAUGCUGUAUUUCAAAAACCUGAAGAGGAUACCCAGAAAAUCAAUGAUAUGAGUGCAGAGGUAACUAAAGAAAAGCUGGAAAAUCAGAACACAAAUGGAACUGCUGAACCCCAGCUAAGCAAACCAUAUGUCCAACCACCCAUAGACCCCUUUUUACUGGUCCUGAGCACUUCUGCAUCGGCACCAGAUCCCUUUCUACCCGAAAGACCGCGUCCAAUGUCGCCUCGUGAAAUGCGGGCCACGCUGGAGGAGAUUAAGCACAGCUUCCGUGCCCAAUUGGAACCGGAAUCGCCCUCUAUAUCCAACUCCCCGUCGCCCUCUUUGCGACCCAGGGCCAAUCAUGGCAAGGGGCGGGCUCCACCGCCGCCACUGCCACCAAAAAAACACUCACUAAGUCCCCAACCGGACGCCAUCAGCCAGACAUCGACGGGCAGCGUGGAACGCAAGUCAGGUAUCGGCCAACUGUUCAAGCAAAUCAAAGCUAAUGUGCUGCGUAACAAAGCUAAUCCCAGCCAGCGGCCGGAGGAUGAGCAGCUGGCGGCCAAAGAGACGCAGAUUUGAAGACAAAUCCAUGUCUGCUAGCUGCACCACUUUGCCCCGUUCGAGCAGCCGGAAAACGGACAGAUCCCAAGUGGGUGGAACUGGUGCCACUGGUGGGCAGGCCAAAACGCGCAACAA